UUUUAUCGAAAACAAUAACUGUAACAUUAUAAUCAAAGAGUUUACACUUAGUAUGUACCUGAAAUGUCAAAUUAAUUAUUUUGUACAACUUGUGAUCUUCUUGGCAGAGGUUUGAUAUGUUUUAGCGGGGGAAGAUUGCAUUUGGAAAAAUUAACCUUAGCCUGUCCGAUGAACUUACAACAAUUGCAUCUAAUUCCAUAGAAGGUGGCGGAUUCAAGAAAAUGACCAGAGAACAAAUGAUGAUGCAAGAAAUUCAUGACAACAAACAAAAUGUAAGGGGGCCAAGUAACUCAUCGCACAUAUCACCCCAAAUAACCAAAGUUGAAAUUAAAAAAGCGUCACCAACGGAGCUGUUGAAACCAAGCAGUGAAGAAAAACAAAUCGUAAUUGAUGCACUUCCAAACACAGGAUCAUUGGACACUUCCAGGGGUGAAGCAAUUGACGAAUAUGGGGACACUGCCUCUGAUGAUUCUGACGACGAGUCCAAUUUUGCACGUCGUAUACCAUAUACCCACGAGGCUCAAAUGCGUCACGGCUCACGUGCCGUGUUGGCAUUGGCCUGCGAUCCGUCCGGCGCACGUAUUGUGUCUGGUUCCAUAGACUACGAUAUGUGUUUUUGGGAUUUUGCCGGUAUGGACUCGGGCAUGCGAAGCUUUCGUCAGCUGCAGCCAUGUGAGAACCAUCCAAUACGUGCGCUGCAAUACUCUGUGACUGGGGAUAUGGUACUAGUAAUAUCAGGGAAUGCACAGGCAAAAGUGCUCGAUCGUGACGGAUUUGAAAAACUCGAAUGCUUGAAGGGAGAUCAAUACAUUAGCGAUAUGUCUCGUACUAAAGGCCAUGUGGCACAGCUUACUUCCGGCUGUUGGCAUCCUUUUAAUCGUGAACAGUUUCUUACAUCCGCUCUAGAUGGCACAUUACGCAUUUGGCAUGGUUUGAAAGUUAAGGAACAGCACCAAGUCGUAAAGACACGGGCACGCGGUGGACUAAAAACAAGUGCCUCAGCUUGUAACUAUAACAGGGAUGCUACGCUGAUAGCGGCUGGUUGUGUUGAUGGUUCUAUACAAACAUGGGAUACGCGCAAGAUGUUUGUGAGCACAACACAUUGCGUACGGGGUGCACAUCAAAAAGGCAGUGACAUAACGUCUAUUACGUUUUCCUAUAUGGGUCGACAGUUGGCCACACGUUCCACUGACGAAACGAUGAAACUAUGGGACUUGCGCAACUUCAAGCAGCCGCUACAUACUUGGUACGACCUUUAUUCACGAUAUGAUACUACUGAUUGCUGUUUUAGUCCAGAUGAUAGUAUAAUCGUCACCGGCGAAUCUCUUCAUAAAACAAGAAAAGAGGCGAAUCUUUAUUUCUAUAACACGCAAACCUUUGAAGAAGUACACCGAAUACCCGUUUCCGAUUCCCAUGUAAUCAAAACCUUAUGGCAUCCCAAAUUAAAUCAGCUCUUCGUAAGCUGCGGCAAUGGAGUUAUUAAGUGUUACUAUGACGAGCUUCGCAGUGUACGUGGCGCUAAACUCUGCGCUGUUAAGACUCAUCGGAAGCGACAGCAGACAGAAAUGGUAGGGGUUUCCCAAAUCAUAACUCCACAUGCGUUGCCCCUAUUCCGACAAGAAAAGUCACGAUCGUCACGCAAAAAGAUGGAAAAAGCUCGUAUGGACCCGGUUAAGUCAAAAAGACCUGAUUUACCAAUCACAACCGGACAAGGUGGCCGUGUGGCAAGUUCAGGGGGCACAUUGUCGUCGUAUGUCAUUCGUAACUUGGGUCUAAGCAAACGCGUUGACGACGACCAAGACCCACGCGAAGCCAUACUUAAGUACGCAAGGGACGCAGCGGAGAACCCAUAUUGGAUAGCCCCUGCCUACAAAAAUACUCAACCGACAACCAUAUUUUCUGAAACACUACCGACAUUAACGGAGGAUAAUACGCCACAAGCUAAAAAAAUAAAAACUGUGUCAGACAAUAACCAAUAACCCAACUUUAUUCAAUAUUAUAUACCUUGUUUUUGUAUAUCAUUUUAGUUUUAGAGAAAUAAAGAAUAUAGUAUGUAUUUAUUAUUUUAGCAGCCA
This is a messenger RNA of Scaptodrosophila lebanonensis, 2075 nucleotides long. RefSeq names its product gastrulation defective protein 1 homolog. The coding region runs from base 222 to 1979 and encodes 585 amino acids. Gene Ontology annotation, molecular function: protein binding. Gene Ontology annotation, cellular component: site of double-strand break; nucleus. NCBI's taxonomy places the organism in Eukaryota, Metazoa, Arthropoda, Insecta, Diptera, Drosophilidae. Gene Ontology annotation, biological process: regulation of DNA double-strand break processing. The transcript is spliced from 3 exons. The record is from RefSeq and is a predicted model, not a curated record.